GUAUAAUGGAUCCCUCCCCAAUGGUGACAGAGGACGCAGGAAAAGCAGAUUUGCCCUUUAUAAGCGACCUAAGGCAAACGGAGUUAAGCCCAGCACUGUUCAUGUGAUUUCUACUCCCCAAGCAUCAAAGGCGAUCAGCUGUAAAGGUCAGCACAGUAUCUCUUACACAUUGUCCAGAAACCAGACUGUUGUGGUGGAGUAUACUCACGAUAAAGAUACAGACAUGUUUCAGGUCGGGAGGUCAACAGAAAGUCCCAUCGACUUUGUAGUAACAGAUACUAUUUCUGGAAGUCAAAACAACGAUGAAACCCAGAUUACCCAAAGCACCAUAUCCCGUUUUGCGUGCAGGAUUGUUUGUGACAGGAGCCCACCAUAUACAGCAAGGAUUUUUGCAGCUGGAUUUGACUCGUCUAAAAAUAUAUUUCUUGGUGAAAAAGCAGCAAAAUGGAAAAAUCCUGAUGGCCACAUGGAUGGAUUGACAACGAAUGGGGUGCUGGUCAUGCAUCCAAAAGGAGGGUUCACCGAGGAGUCCAAACCCGGCGUUUGGCGGGAGAUCUCGGUCUGCGGUGAUGUGUACACUCUCCGGGAAACCAGAUCCGCUCAGCAAAGGGGGAAACUGGUGGAAAAUGAGACCAACGUCCUACAAGAUGGAUCUCUCAUUGACCUGUGUGGGGCCACCCUUCUGUGGAGAACAGCCGAUGGACUGUUCCACACUCCAACUCAGAAACACAUCGAAGCUCUGCGACAGGAGAUAAACGCUGCCAGACCACAGUGUCCUGUUGGGUUAAACACGUUAGCAUUUCCCAGCAUCAACCGUAAAGACGUGGUGGAAGAGAAGCAGCCUUGGGCGUACCUCAGCUGUGGUCAUGUUCACGGCUAUCACAACUGGGGACAUCGCAGCGACACGGAAGCCAACGAGCGGGAAUGUCCUAUGUGCAGAACCGUUGGCCCCUAUGUGCCUCUCUGGCUUGGUUGUGAAGCAGGCUUUUAUGUGGAUGCUGGUCCUCCAACUCAUGCUUUCACCCCCUGUGGACAUGUGUGCUCUGAGAAAUCUGCAAAAUACUGGUCUCAAAUCCCACUGCCUCAUGGUACUCAUGCAUUUCACGCUGCCUGCCCUUUUUGUGCAACACAGCUGUCUGGGGAACACAACUGCAUCAAGCUAAUUUUUCAGGGUCCAAUUGACUGAUGUCACUGCAAUGACCACAAUAAAUUUUCUUUAACUACUUACUGUGAAGAUUUUGCCACUAACUCUAGAUUUUACCUUUUUUUAUAAUGUUAUUAAUAGGGUGGUAGGGUGGGGAGGGGGAACUGACGAGGAAAUUGCGAGGGACUGUGGUGGAAUUGGGAUACAUUGAUACCUGGAACUUGGCAGAUAUCGGUGGUGUUGCAUGCUCAAAAGCAGCAUAUUCAUGAAGUCUUCUUGGUCAAAUUGUAGUAUAUUUGUAAUCUUUUUAUUAGCACCCUGGAUCAGAAAAAGGUGUCUUAAUGAUUUUUUUAAGCUAAGAUUUUUUUAAUGGAAAGGUUUUUUCUUCUAAACUUUGACAAGCCUUUAAAACCUAUUUUUCAAAUCUAGAAGGAACAUACAGAAUGUAUCUCUUUAAUUUGCAAUAUAAUUUAACUUGAAUAGUUUCUCAAGGAGCUAAUACAGAAUGUGUGGACAACCAUAGGUGAAUGUUCACUAGGGAUAAUUGGAUAUGUAAGAGAAAAAUUAGCUGCCUAAAUUGUAGAGUAUAAAAGCUAUUAAAAUUUCUAUUAUAGUAUAACACAGCUGGCCAAAAAGGCAUCAAGGAUUACUUGAAACUGAGGAAAUCCUGUUUGCAUCGAUUUCCUUUCAGUGUAAUAGAUCUCCACUGUUCGUUGUGUAUGGUAUAUGGCUGGGUUUUUUUGUUUCUUUUUUUUUCCCCCUCGUUUAACCUGCAUCUGGUAAAACUGCUUUACUUUUUUUACAUACUUAGUUCUGGUUUUUAAGCCAGUGU
Tauraco erythrolophus (red-crested turaco) is the source of this 1976-nucleotide messenger RNA. Lineage: Eukaryota; Metazoa; Chordata; Aves; Musophagiformes; Musophagidae. The record is from RefSeq and is a predicted model, not a curated record.